Sinocyclocheilus rhinocerous is the source of this 472-nucleotide messenger RNA. Its product is annotated as MARVEL domain-containing protein 3-like. Lineage: Eukaryota; Metazoa; Chordata; Actinopteri; Cypriniformes; Cyprinidae. The annotation marks the transcript as partial. The record is from RefSeq and is a predicted model, not a curated record. The transcript has a single exon.
GUUCGCUUGCCCUACCGUUUCCCGCCUCUGCUGCUGGCUGAAGCCCUGCUGGAUGUGCUCAUAGGUCUCGGUUUUAUUCCUGCCGUUGCUUUCUACUUCAUAAAGCUGCAGGAGAUCUACAACAACCCCAUCUGUAAAGAGAGGGAAGCCAUGUACAGCAGCAAAGGUCACAGAGGAUUCGAGUGCAAUCUCAACGGGGCAGACAUAGCUGGAGGCUUGUUUGGUGUUCUGGGGAUUAUUAUAUUCCCCGUAAGCACCGCGUUGGCCAUCAGAGGCUUCAUACGAGUGCGGAAGAUGAAGGAGAGGCCGACAGAAGACGACAACAACCUGUGAAGGUUACGCCAUUUCAUGAAGAGAUUGAAAUGUGGAAAGCACAGAAGGUCCUACACCAGUGUAAAUGCUUUGGUUAGUAUUUUUUACAGUAUCAGAAGGAUAUGUAUUUUUCCAUUUUUUAUAUAUAUAUAUAUAUACA